This is a messenger RNA of Pelagomonas calceolata, 4170 nucleotides long. The record is from the annotation of a GenBank genome assembly. NCBI's taxonomy places the organism in Eukaryota, Pelagophyceae, Pelagomonadales, Pelagomonadaceae.
AAUUUUUGGCAGUCGAAAUUUUCGACGAUGCGGUCUGUUCAGCUCGCCUUCGCAUGGGCGUGCUCUGGCGCCUUGAUGACACGCGCCGCGCCAUUCGUGGACUACGAAGCUCUUCGCGGCGCGACGCCGGCGAGCGACCGCCUGAACAUGCUUGGGGGGCAACGUGAUGAAGGGUUAGUGGCGACUUUUGAAUUCGAGGAUCUGCUGUCGUACUCAUACGAGUAUGGCGAGGCGAGCAGAACCGUCGCGGAGGAAGACCGAUGCCCCAAGACAAGGAAGCAGAAAGAGGAGUGCUUGAAUGCGAAUAACAAGGACGAAGAUGAAUGCAGCAACUUGAUCGAGGCACACGAGCGAUGCAUGAGGCUAGAGCGGCUCAAGAUCGCUUCCUCGGCGGACGGCGGUUUUGGCGUUGAUUUCAAUCUCGGGAAUAUGAAUUUUGGGCCGGACAGUGACUUAGGUUUGAGCAACUCUGGUCGUCGGGAUGGGUACUACGUGAACGCCGCGUCCUUCCAGGGGUUUACGGACUUAGGCUUUCUGGGGGCAUCUGUGGCACCGGCCGGCGACGUUGAUGGUGAUGGUGUGGACGAUAUCAUCAUUGGUGCUCCGGGGGUGCGACAUGUCUACGUACUCUUUGGUUCAAGUGAAUAUGACUCCUCCGCUCGUCGUCGCCGGCUACAGUCAAAAUAUCCGCCGUGGGCUGAUCAGAAAUCAAAUGUUGGAACCUUUGAGACCGCUAUCAACGCAUUGGGAGAAAAUGCAUUCAUGAUCCUCCGAGAGGAUAAUACCGAUCAGGAAGACAGUGCAUUUGGCUCGCAAGUCACGACGGCCGGUGAUGUGAACGGAGAUGGUUUCGAUGAUAUCUUAAUUGGGGCCUCGGGAGAUGGUGUGGGUUCUUCCUUGGUUUCGCAAGGGCGGGUCUACGUUUUCUUUGGCGGAGAUCGAACAACUUUGACGGGCCACGGCGCCUGGGAUCUCACUAGCUCCGGGCACACAGGAUUUCCGAUCGAGCGUGGGUUUCGCAUAGAAGGCGAUGCAAAUUUUCGAGGCGUCGGUCAAUCUAUUUCGGGUGGCUUUGACCUCAACGACGAUGGUUUUGAUGACUUCCUCAUUGGCGUGGAGACCGACUCCAAAAAUGGCCACGUGGACGACGUGGGCGAAGCUGUUUUAGUCUACGGAACCAACGAAUUCGACCGGUCGAUCCUACCACUCCAAAAUCUUGCUGGUAAGGGCGGGUCGAUGAACCCACGGGGUGUAAUUCUUGCACUGAAGAAUAAAGAUGGUGCCGGUAAGAAAGCCCUGCUGGGUCUCGAGAUGGCGGCACUCGAUGACGUGAAUGGUGAUGGUCAUGACGAUAUCGCAGUGGGCGCUCCCCAGUACGGAGAUGGCGGUGCGGCGUUUGUGAUAUUUGGGGGUAUUCAAUACCACGGCACUUUAUUUCUAGACGAAAUGGAUGGCUCCGACGGGUUUGGCAUACUUGGUGCCAAAAAGGGCGAUCUUUGUGGUGGUGAUGUUAAAAAGGCUGGCGACUUCAAUGGUGACGGCUACGGAGACAUCAUUGUUGGCGCGGCAGGCUUUGAACAUCGUCGGGGUGCUGCUUACAUAGUGCUGGGCCGCAAGCACUUCGGCCCAACUGUCCGGGCUGACAUCUCCUUUCGUGGCGAUGUUGCUAAGGACAUGGCUGGCUACUCCGUCUCCAGCGCAGGUGAUGUAGACGGUGACGGCCUCGACGAUGUGCUCAUCGGGGCCUUUACUUCAUCUCCCCAAGCGCGCGAAAUGGCUGGUACCGUCUAUUGUGUGCUUGGAGGGUCCAAGAAAAAGGGAACCUUUGAUCUUUCUGAUCUUAACGGUUUCGAUGGCUUUACCAUGUAUGGCGAACACUCUGGCGACGGUGCUGGCUUCGAUGUUGCCGCGGCCGCCGAUUUCAACAAUGACGGUAUAGAUGAUAUCAUAGUUUCAUCGGUAUUCCAGAAGGGUUCUGCCUCUAACAAGGGAGGCAAUGCCUACGUCAUAUUUGGCCAACAUUUUAAUUCCAAGGCACCCACAACAAUGCCCACUGGUCCAUCUGCAAUGCCCACGCCCGCUCCUUCGCGUCCGACCUACUCUCUGGGCAACGAAAAGCUCCCCUUUCCCUCUAAAGUUGCCCUGAGCUCCAUACAAGGGAUGUCAGCGGGUUCUAUCUUGCGCGGAGAAGAAACGCUCCCCUCUAUAGCAUUCAUUGGUGACGUUGACUUUGAUGGUAUUGAUGACUUCGUCGCGGCCGCCGAUGGCAAAGCUUACCUGAUUUACGGCGCUGCCAACGAUGAUAUUUUUGCGGGCGAUCUCAACUCUAUCACCACACAGACUUCUGGCAACUUCGUCGGUGCAGCCAUAGAAGCCCCCUGUAGUAUACAAGUCGUUGCAUCAGCGGGAGACUUCAAUCUUGAUGGCCAUGACGACAUGGCGUUGGCCUGUCCGGCGGAUAAUGACAGCACGGGCACAGUUUUUGUAGUAUUUGGAGGUGAUGGGUUUCCGGAAACUAAUAUCAUUUCUCUAGAGAGCGACAUGAUGCUUGGUGUUGACUACAUCCAACUGCAAGGCGGGUCGAACGGCGACGGUUUUGGGUCAUCUCUCUCGACUCUUGAUUUCAACAAUGACGGCUAUGCCGAUGUAGUCAUCGGCGCCCCGCAGUCUAGUUGCGCCUAUGUAUAUUAUGGGAUGGCUUCGACGGCCUUAUCAGCUUCAAUUGUUGAUGCUACGACUUUUGGUCCGACCGAGGGAUUUCGCCUCACCCAUGACCAAUCUGACCUCGGAUCAUCGGUUGCCGGCAUCGGCGACAUCAACGACGAUGGCUAUGAUGAUGUGGCGGUUGGAGCACCUGCUGCUGCUACUGUCUGUGUUGUUUUUGGUAACGAGUAUAUGCGCAAUGAUGAUGCCCCCGCUGAAUAUAAGUGCGACGAUCUCGAUCCAGACUCCGAUAACAGUCCAGGCUUCAUGACGUUCACCUCAUCUGAGGGGGGAGAUAAAGACAGCGAGGAGCGUUAUAUUGGUGUUGCUGUUUCCGCAGCUGGUGACGUCAAUGGCGACUCCUAUGCUGACUUCCUCGUCGGAGCUCCUGGCGUUGACCAUGGCUCGGGCAUGGUAUACAUCAUGCUUGGCAAACCUGAUAACUGGAAGAAAAAGGAGAAUACAAAGAAGGCCAUGCCUAUCGUUUCAUCCCUACGACGAGGUGCGCUUGGUUCAGCUGUCGCAGGUGCCGGGGACAUAAAUAACGAUGGUCUUGACGACAUUCUUAUUGGUGCGUCCAACGGCCUUGACCGUACGGCUUCGGAGCCCGGCACCGCCUAUGUUGUUUUUGGUUCUGCUAGCCUGGUUCCGGCGCAUGCCAGUAUUGAUGUUCGCAUGUUGGAUGGCAGCGAUGGUUUUGCUCUUACUGGUACUAAUCUUGGAGCGCAGGCCGGUGCGGCUGUCGCUCUUGGCACAUUUGAUGUCAAUAAUGACGGCAUUGACGAUCUGAUGGUUGGCGAACCGGGCGCCCACCAGGCUUUCGUUUUAUUUGGCAUUUCUGUGGGUACAGUAGAUACCCACGAACCGUCCCAAAUGCCUACCACAGACACGUGGGUGCCGACGUCGUCGCCAAAACCUACGGGUGGCUUUCCUACGCCAAGGCCGACAAAGCAACCCACGCCAAGACCCACGCCAAUGCCCACUGGAGCCUUUCCCACGCCUAUGCCCACCAAGGACAUGCCCACACCAAGACCCUCAACUUCAACCCCUACCUCGCCAAUUAGCCCCACUGCUCCCACGGAUGGGGGGCCCACGGAUGGGGGGCCCACGGAUGGGGGGGGAUCGACCGGGUCGAGUUCAAGCAGCGAUUCCGGGUCGAGUUCAAGCAGCAAUUCGGGAGGGGGGGUCGACGCGGCUAGCGCCGGCAUCAUUGGUGGUGUUGUUGCCGGAGCUGCUGUUCUGUUCAUCUUGGCCAUGGUUGUCUACCGGAAUAAAUCAAGAGAUGAGCAGGCGUCACUGGCCGACGAUGUGGACAGAAUCACUAUUGAGGCAGAAGCUGCCCGACCGCAGCCAACACCGGUCGAUCAGGCAAGCAUGAGCUCUGGGGUCAAUGACAUGUCCAUGGUUGAAGCUCCAGCUUCCAUGGUGACUGACGUCCAAGAGAAAAUCAUCGAAGCUGACUUGUAG